Molecule: messenger RNA, 2478 nt
Organism: Scatophagus argus
Lineage: Eukaryota; Metazoa; Chordata; Actinopteri; Scatophagidae
Gene: ctdspl2b
Product: CTD (carboxy-terminal domain, RNA polymerase II, polypeptide A) small phosphatase like 2b
Exons: 14
Coding region: 334-1767 (477 amino acids)
Molecular function (GO): phosphoprotein phosphatase activity
Source: RefSeq, a predicted model, not a curated record
UGUGUCCCAUACGGGUAUCUGCCUUGAGACUGAGCAGAGGCGGGAAAUGGCGCCUGGUAACACAACGAUGUGUCAUUUCGGAGACGGCCCUUGAGUAGAUGUAUACAGAAAAAAGUCGGAUCAGAUCACGAAAACAACCAUUGCCACCGUUGUGAUGGUUAAUCGGUCGUGAGUCACUAUCUCCUUUUACUGCGGAUCGCCGUAAAGUGGCGAACUGAACGUGUUUGUAUGCAACAGUUGAUGAAUAAGAUCCAAUCAACGGCACUGGUAAAGAUAACGUUGACUGGAACAACAGCUCAUUUUGGAUAAGCCUUACAUGUGACUGCUAAAACAAUGAGGCUGAGAAUGCGUAAGGCGUCUCAGCAGACGAACCCCAGUCUGGCAAGCCGCCCAUCCCGUACCAAGCGGAGGCAUUCAGAAGUAGAAGAGGACACUCCUACUAGUGGAGGAAGGAGCUUGUUCUCGACCAUUAAGAAGUUCAUUAGAGGAAAUGCUGUCAAGGUGCAACAAGAGAGUCCAGCCAAGAAGACACGUCUCCACUGUGAUGUGGACAACAAUUUGAUCACUUCCACCACCCCAAACUCCAAUGCCCCUCGCAAGACUAUCAGUAGGGUUGGCAGGAGAGGUGCCCUCAAUGGACAGGCAACCAAUCAUGACAGGAGUAAGGAGAAGCCCAACGGCAGUCUGGAAGAGUCAAUGGCCGUUGAGGUGACCAACAGCCCUCCCAGAACCACCCUUCUUGGGACCAUCUUCUCUCCUGUUUUCAACUUCUUCUCACCAGCUAAAAAUGCCUCUUCUGGCUCAGACUCUCCAGACCAGGCAUUAGAGGCUGAGGAAAUAGUCAAACAGUUCGACAUGGAGCAGUCUGUGGAGACCCCCACCAGCACAGUCACAUCCACACAGGAAGUGUGUGCCACCACUAACUUUUACUCUAGUGUACCACAGCUGCCACCUCUGCGGCCUCCGCACAUCUCUGAUGUAUCUCCUACAGCAGGGGAGGGCGAGCUUGAAGCUGAUUCUGACCUUCCACCCCUCACAGCUCCAGGCUCCAGUCCAGAUAUGGCAUAUGUGGACUCUCCUCCCACAACGGUACCACCAGAGGCAUCCUAUGAGGAAGACUGGGAAGUCUUUGACCCGUAUUUCUUCAUCAAGCAUGUCCCUCCGCUGACAGAAGAGCAGCUCACCCGUAAGCCAGCCUUGCCACUGAAGACACGCAGCACGCCUGAAUUUUCUCUGGUCCUUGACCUGGAUGAAACAUUGGUUCACUGCAGUUUAAAUGAGUUGGAGGAUGCGGCACUUACCUUCCCUGUCCUCUUUCAAGAUGUCAUUUACCAGGUGUAUGUACGCCUGAGGCCGUUCUUCAGAGAGUUUCUGGAGCGCAUGUCUCAAAUCUAUGAGAUCAUCCUUUUUACAGCUUCUAAAAAGGUGUAUGCAGAUAAACUGCUCAACAUCUUGGAUCCUAAAAAGCAGCUAGUGAGACACAGGUUGUUUCGUGAGCACUGCGUCUGUGUCCAGGGAAACUACAUCAAAGACCUCAACAUCUUGGGCAGAGAUCUGUCAAAGACCAUCAUCAUUGACAAUUCACCGCAAGCCUUUGCAUAUCAGUUGUCCAAUGGGAUUCCCAUAGAGAGCUGGUUCAUGGACAAGAAUGACAAUGAGCUGCUGAAGCUGGUGCCCUUCCUGGAGAAGUUGGUUGAGAUGAAUGAGGAUGUGCGGCCACACGUUCGGGACAGGUUUCGGCUUCAUGACCUGUUGCCCCCUGAUUGAACUUGACCAGUCUCUCAGAUCGGGACAACAUGAAAAGACUAAAAGCAACAUGCGUGUAAAAAGCCCCUCUUUGGAUUACAAACUACAACAUUGCCAUUACUGUUAAAAUUUUAGCCUUUUUUCUUCCUUUUUUUCGUUUUAAUUUUUGUUUUUAAAUCCACCCUUGCUUUUUAAAAAAAAAAAGAAAAAAAAAAACUUCAAAAGAAAAAACAUUUUUAAAGAUCUGGGUGAAAUUUUCUAAGUAUCUAAAUGUAUAGGUGAAAUUACACACAGUAUGAACAAGCCCAGGUAAACGCCUCUUUUUGACUGACUCUCAUGCUGUGGAGCCGGAUGAUGUCUCCACACUAAAUUCUGAAGUCUUGGUGCUGGUUUAGUAGGUAUGAAAAUGCCACCUGGAAAAGAGGAACUCCACCCCAGCUGAGUCCCUGAACCCAAACCAACCCCUGGUGCUCACGCUGUUGACACUGACAAAUAACGACACUCUGAGGCUACAGACCAUUUUCAGCAGGAAUGACUGGCCUGUAAAUCAAUCUGUGCAUGUGUGUACGUUUACUCCUAGCCACACACUCACGCCCACUGAUUUGGUGUUCUGCAAACCUACAGUCUGUAGCCUUUAAAAUCAUAUGCAUUCCUCUGUAGCUGAGUCAAGUUUCUAUUGUUGGUUGCAGAUUUUUAUUUUUUUUUUUCUGGUAAAACUGUUUCCUUUUUUUU